AUGGUCCCUUUGAAUGAGGACGGCCCGGAGCAGGGUGUCUGUGCCAUUUGCCAAGACCUCCUGAAGGAGGCCGUGAGCACUGACUGCGGGCACCUCUUCUGUCGCGUGUGCCUGACCCAGCACGCCAAGAAGGCUUCCAGGGACCUCUGCUGCCCACUGUGCAGGAAGCCCUGUUCCAAGGGGGUGCUGGGAGAAGGCUACCUUUGCCACAGGCACCAGAAGAGAGUGCGCAGCUUCUGCGAGGAGAGCAAACUCCUCCUGUGUGUGGAAUGCCUGGAGUCCCCUGAACACCGGUCCCAUCUGGAGCCAACCAUUGGAGACGCCAUCAGCCACUACAAGGAACGGCUCAACCGCCGGAGCAGGAGGCUCAGGAAGGACCUCACCGAACUUCAGCGGCUCAAGGCGCAGGAAGAGAAGGAGCGGCAGGCCUUGCAGUCCCAAGCAGCCUCUUUUCCGUGGUUUCAGACAGACUGUGGGAACCGCAGACUGCACGCGGAGCUGGAGAGCCAGCACCAAACCGAGGGACAGCUAGAUGCGCCCCCUCUGCAGGAGCUAGGUCAGCUGGAGCACACGUCUGCAGAGGGCGCUGGAACCCUCAACCUCUCCGAGGCGGUAACACAGCUCGGCACCCUGGUGGCUGAUCUGGAGAGGACGGCCAAGGAGCUGGACGCCAACACCCUGAAGGACGCCAGGGACUUACUGAACAGGAGUGCUCCACAGAAAUUAGACAGACUCCUCUCUCUCCUUCCUCCAGCCGGUCCGGCGCCCCAUUAGGCCUGCCACCUCCGGAACACAGCCUCAUUUCCUCAGCCCGACAGCCGUGUCCCGACGCCUCACCCUCCGACACGGAGGCAGCCUCCUCCCUGAGCCAGGCUCAUCUUUGUGGCUCCCGUUGUGAAGGCCAGAGCCGGGCUCCCCAGGGCCGUUAGGGUGAUCUCCACUUGGCCUGUGAGCCAUGGGAGCCCUACCACUCACCUUCUCCUGUUAC
This is a messenger RNA of Fukomys damarensis (Damara mole-rat), 988 nucleotides long. It is a transcript of the gene Trim40, whose product is annotated as tripartite motif containing 40. Gene Ontology annotation, molecular function: zinc ion binding. Lineage: Eukaryota; Metazoa; Chordata; Mammalia; Rodentia; Bathyergidae. The record is from RefSeq and is a predicted model, not a curated record. Bases 1 to 774 code for a protein of 257 amino acids. The transcript has 5 exons.